Messenger RNA from Penicillium macrosclerotiorum, 909 nucleotides. RefSeq names its product Peptidyl-prolyl cis-trans isomerase D. NCBI's taxonomy places the organism in Eukaryota, Fungi, Ascomycota, Eurotiomycetes, Eurotiales, Aspergillaceae. The transcript has a single exon. Gene Ontology annotation, biological process: protein peptidyl-prolyl isomerization. Gene Ontology annotation, molecular function: peptidyl-prolyl cis-trans isomerase activity; protein binding. The record is from RefSeq and is a predicted model, not a curated record. Gene Ontology annotation, cellular component: intracellular membrane-bounded organelle. Bases 1 to 909 code for a protein of 302 amino acids.
AUGAUCCAGGGUGGUGACUUCACUGCAUUCAACGGUACCGGCGGCGAGUCGAUCUAUGGCGAAAAGUUCGACGAUGAGAACUUCGAUCUCAAGCAUGAUCGUCCCUUCCUGCUCUCGAUGGCCAACUCCGGUCCCGGCACCAACGGCAGCCAGUUUUUCGUGACCACCGUUCCGACUCCGCACCUGGAUGGCAAGCACGUCGUUUUCGGCGAGGUGAUCAACGGCAAGAGCAUUAUCCGCAAGAUCGAGAACAUGCCGACCCAGGCCGACAAGCCCAAUGUCGACGUGACCGUGGUGGAUUGCGGCGAGCUCAAGGGCGAGGACUACGAAAAUGCCAACAAGCGCAUGCAGGAUGCCACCGGUGACCCUUACGAGGAUUUCCCGGAGGACCACCAGGGCGACGAGCUCACCGCUCCUCUUGCUUUCAAGAUUGCCUCUGAGCUGAAGGGCUUCGGUAACACCGCCUUCAAGAGCGGCGACCUCAACCUUGGCCUGGAGAAGUACCAAAAGGGUCUACGGUAUCUCAACGAGUUCCCCGAGCCUGGUGACAGCGAUCCCAAGGAGCUCGGUGAGCAAUUGAAGGCCCUCCGGUUUACUCUACACUCCAAUUCCUCUCUGCUUGCCAACAAGCUCUCCAACUUCAAGCAGGCCGAGACCUGGGCCUCGUAUGCCAUCCAGGGUGCCGAGGCUGCGAAGGCCAAGGAUGCAGACAAGGCCAAGGUUUAUUUCCGUCGUGCUGUCGCCUACGAGGGUUUGAAGCAGGAAGAGGACGCACUCAAAGAUCUCCAGGAGGCGUUGAAGCUGGCUCCUACUGAUGCUGGUAUUGCGAACGAGAUCACAAAGGUCAAGGCGGCUGUCAAGAGCCGUGAGGCGAAAGAUCGUGCGGCGGCCAAGAAAUUCUUCGCGUAA